UCCCCAUCUUUUCCUCACCCUCAUAUACCAAAAAGGAGAAGAAAAGAGAAAGCAAAAGAUUCGUCCUUCUUCUUCAGCUGCUCUGGUAGCAUCUCCCACCUCCUCUUCUUCAUCAACUCUUAAGACCUACGCCUGUUCAGAUCCUUGAAAAUUUGAGCAUGGUGGAGAGGAACUAUAGUUAUCAACUUAAGGUUGUGAGUGAGCAAAAUUUGAUUUGUGAAAUCGUCCAUUUCACAGUGUCUUUUUGAAGAAACUAGUUGGGACUUUCAUCCAACAGCUUUCGGCAUCUUACAAUACACAACUCUGGUGUGUGCGAGGAUUACACAUAAGAGCAGCUCCAGCCCGAGGGACAGGCUGACGAACAGGGCUUGAAUGCCCGAGUGAUGAAAGCCCAGCGUGUGCUGGCGAGCGAGCCCUAGCAGGCCCGAGGGAGAGGCCCGUGGAUUCGUGCCGGCCCGAGCGCCCGAAGGCUGUCUGACGUGGGCUGACGUCAGGGCGACGUCGAAGGCUGUCUGACGUGGGCUGACGUCGGGCGACGUCAGUGGCACCUCUCUCUCUCUCGCUGCCUGCGAUUGAGGCAUUCCUUCUCUGAAACCUUCACAUUGUGAUGGCGUCGAAGGGUAAGGGGAUCGCCGCAGGAGGUGGAUUCUCCGGCGGGAAGCGUAAGCACGAUGACAAGUCCGGUGGUGGCCGGAAGAAGAGCAACCCCGGCGUCCUUAGAUUCUUCGAAGACGUCGCUGACGAAGCCGACGACGGCGACGAGAGUGACUUCGAUGAUGAUAGACUCUAUUCAAUAGCUGCAAUGAGCAACGAGCAGCAGAAUCCUUCUUCGUCUUCUAACCGGUGCACAUAUGAUGCAUUCUUGAGUUUCAGAGGCGCAGAUACACGCAAGGGCUUUACAGAUCACCUCUACAAUGCUUUGAAGUUAGCAGGAAUCCACACUUUUAGGGAUGAUGAUGAAAUUGAGAGAGGAGAAAACAUUGCACAGGAGCUACAGACAGCAAUACAAGAGUCACAAGUAUCAAUCAUUGUUUUCUCCAAGGACUACGCCUCUUCCAGGUGGUGCCUGAAUGAACUUGCUAUCAUCAUGGAACGUAAAAGAACAGAUGGACACAUGGUUAUCCCAGUUUUCUAUUAUGUGGAACCAUCAGAUGUCAGGAAGCAGACGGGCAGUUUUGCAGAAUCAUUUACUAGACAUCAAGAACAAUUCAAGGACGAGAUAGACAAGGUGGAGGAGUGGAGGCGAGCUCUUAGAGAUGUUGCAGACUUGGGAGGGAUGGUUUUAAAAGACCGGUACGAGUCGCAGUUUAUCCAAGAAAUUGUUGAAGCUGUUGGAAAAAAACUGGACUACAUGACAAAUUGGAGACUAAGAGUUGAGCCCUAUGUGAUUGGAAGAGAUUAUCAUGUGAAAAGACUAAACAUGUGGCUGGAAGAUGGAUCAAAUGAUGUUGGAGUAGCUGUCAUCCAUGCAAUGGGUGGAAUAGGCAAGACCACCAUUGCUAAAAUUGCUUAUAACCAGAACUUCAAUAAAUUUGAAGCUAGCAGCUUUCUUUCAGAUAUUAGGGAAACUUCCGGACAAGCCAAUGGUUUUGUUCGCUUGCAAAGGAGACUUCUUUCAGAUAUCCAAAAGAGGAAAAUGGAAAAAAUAGACGGGCCUGAAGGUCUAGUAAAGAUCAAACGGGUUGUACGUUGCAAAAGAGUUCUUAUUGUUCUUGAUGAUGUGGAGAACUCGGAGCAGUUCAAUGCAAUUCUUGGAAUGCGAGACUGGUUCUAUCCUGGAAGUAAAAUUAUAAUAACAACUAGGCAUGAACAUUUGUUAAAGGCUCAUGAAGUUGUAAGGUUUAAGGUUGAAGGAUUGCAUGAGGAUGAAUCACUUAAGCUUUUCAGUUGGCACGCCUUUGGACAACCCCGUCCUCAAGAAGGUUACAUGGAGCUUUCAAGACCCAUAGUAGAACAUUGUGGAGGGGUUCCAUUAGCUCUUAAAGUUCUGGGAUCUUCUCUAUUUGGAAAAACAGCAGAUAUAUGGGAAAAUGCAAUACACAACUUAGACGAGUUUACUGAGGGAAAAAUUCGAAAGAUUCUUUGCAUAAGUUUUGAUUCUUUACAAGAUCAUGAUAAACGUUUAUUCCUCAAUAUAGCCUGUUUCUUCGUGGGAAAGAACAAGGAUUUUACAACUACAAUCCUUGACGAAUGUGAUUUUGCCACAAAGGUUGGACUUCAACGUCUGGUUGAUAGAUGUCUUGUGGAAAUUAAUGUCUACAACAAGUUAACCAUGCAUCAAUUGCUUCAAGACAUGGGAAGGGCAAUAAUUCGCGAAGAAUCACCUGAGGACCCUGGAAAACGCACUAGACUGUGGCAUAAAGAUGCAAUUAACGUUUUGAGAAAAUUAACGGGUACGAGAAGUAUCAAGGGCCUCAUGCUCAACUUUCCCUCAACAGAUUCAUCCCCAGUAUUAAAUGAGGAAGGUUUCGAAACAAAGGCAUUUACAGAGAUGCUCAAUCUUGAACUACUUCUGCUUGAUAAUGUAAAGUUGAGUGGAAGCUAUGAAGAUUUUCCAAAAAAUUUAAUAUUGCUGUCUUGGCGAGGAUUCUCUUUAAAAUCAAUACCAGCCAAUUUUUGUUUGCGAAAUCUAGUUGUUCUUGACUUACGGAAGAGCAGUCUGCAACAUGUUUGGAGAGGAACCAAGAAUCUUAAAAGAUUGAAAAUUCUUAAUCUCAGUCAUUCACAUGGCCUUAGGACAACCUCUGAUUUGUCCAUGCUCACUAACCUUGAGAAACUAAUUCUUAAGGAUUGCAUUAAUUUGGUUGAUGUUGAUGAAUCCAUUGGAAACUUGGGGAAACUUGUUUUCUUGAAUCUAAAAGACUGCAAAAGCCUUACGAAGCUUCCAAAAAGAAUGAUCAUGUUGAGGUCUCUUGAGGAACUUAAUCUUAGCGGUUGCUCAAAGCUUGUGCUUCAUGACAGUGCCACAGUUAUUCAUUUACACGCAAUAUCUAGGGAUAUGAAUAGACCUAGACUGUUGUCAACUUUAUCAUGGACACCAAUCGGGGCUUGGAGGAUGUGGGCAUGGCCGGGAAAGACUCUUCAAUCAACCAGUUUCUCACUGGCAAGUUUACCACGUUUUUUGGGAAGCUUAAAUCUGUCUGAUUGCAAUCUGUCAGAGGUUCCCAAUGAUCUGUGUACACUAUCUUCGUUGAAGCAUUUGAAUCUAAAUAGUAACCCAAUUUUGUGCCUACCACAAAACAUGAAGAGUCUUAUUAUGCUUGAGACUCUUUCGUUAGAAGAUUGCACAAACCUCGAAAUGCUUCCAGAGCUCCCAGCAAGGUUGGAAUCGUUGGUACCACAUGGUUGUAAAUCAUUGAAAAGAUUAACAAAUUUACCGAACUUGUUUAAAUUGGAUUUGAAUUUUGGUUGUUGCCCUCUGUUAAUUGAAGUUGAAAGCUUGUUGAAUAAAAAAACGUUGAUGUUGUUCAAUAUGGAAUCCAUAGCAAGCACUGAUGACGAAAUGCUCGACAACUUGACCGAUACAACCAGGAAGGUUCCUGUCCAGGUAUUCUUUCACGGUCGCACAUAUAGCAUUUUCCUUCAUGCAAGCAAGAUUCCAGAUGGAUUUGACUUCACAACACAUAAACCUGUGCUGUCAUUUAUUCCACCUUCACAUCCUAAUGGCAAAAGCUUGAAUGUAGCUGUUUUAUAUGCCAAAAAUGAACAUCAGAUUAAAGCCAGUGGACUAAAUAUGAUUCACGUUCAAGUUUUUCAUGAGAUGGGGGGGAGUACUGGGUCGACCCAUUCGGUACUCACAGUAGGUUUGCCAACUGAGAAUGGAGAUGUGUUGUGGCUUUGCCAUAUGCAAUUUCAAAGCAAGGAAAGGGAAUGUGUACGUGUUUCGGUGGAGAUGAGUGAUUUUUACCGGGUGAAGGAGUUGGGAAUCCAGCUUUUGUACGCGCAGAAUGAUGUUGUUGCUGGACAUGUGUCACUGUCAGCAUCACCGUACGGCUACAGAAUGGGGCCAUUAAGUUACUAUGGCCGCCUUCCUCGAACUUGUUUCAUUGAGAAAGUAGAUUCAUGAAUUUUACUUUGUUAAACUAAUAGAAUUGUUAGUUAGAAACUAAAUUAAUAACUUAUUAAUUUACCAAUUAUUUAAUAUUUUGCCAAAUUUAUAAAUUUUUUGUAGUCUCAAGGCUAUUAAUUUA
Malus domestica (apple) is the source of this 4190-nucleotide messenger RNA. RefSeq names its product disease resistance protein RPV1-like. The record is from RefSeq and is a predicted model, not a curated record. Gene Ontology annotation, molecular function: ADP binding. Lineage: Eukaryota; Viridiplantae; Streptophyta; Magnoliopsida; Rosales; Rosaceae. Gene Ontology annotation, biological process: defense response; signal transduction.